GUGGGGAGGGGCCUCGCCCUGCCUCCGCCCCCGGCCGGCGCGCCCCGAGGAGUGAAUGGGGGGAGGGCGCGGAGGAAACUUUCCUCCCAGACGCGCCUCUCGGCAGGGCGGGGGUCGCCCUACGGCCCUGCAGAUCUCGAGUGUCCCCCCACUGGGGCGGAAUCCUGUGGCGUCACAGCUGAGGGGAGGGCUGGUCUUCCGUGGCCCUCAAUGUCCCAGCAGCCCUCCGGGACUCUCUUGGGCAAAGGCCAGCCGCCCCCAGAGUCUAGCAGAUUUCCCGCGUCCCAGACAGGCGCUAUUAUUUGAAAAGGGAGAGGCCAGUCGAGGAGGUCAAGACCUCUCCCUGAGAAUGGCUUCAGCCCUGUGUGUCAUGCCCCUCCCCCACUUUUGGGGUGUUUCAGCUUCUUACCCGGCUUAGGCUGGAUCAGAGACGCCUACCAUUCCUCCUGCAAUCCUUAGGUGGUGUCUAUGCCCCACCCAAUCUGGUCCCCACCGAGGAAACGGACUACAGUUCCAGCAGCUAGAGUCUGAGGCCCAGAGGAUAGACUUGAUGGGUGCUGUGGCCAGGUGCCCCUUUCCUGUAGGCACCUGCUGAAAGGUGCUUAGAGAAACCCUAAUUGCUGCUGCAAGGCCCACAGUGAGGUUGAUCAAGGCAAUGGACAUUGAGAAGUGCUCGGGAUCCUUGUGAGGCCAGUGUCAAGUAGCUGCUGUCCACGGUAGAUGGUGUUGGGGAAGGAAGGCAGGGGCUGUCAGGCUCUGCAGGGUACAAGUGGGUGUCUCCAUCCCUUCCGGCCAGUUCCCAGGAGCUUGCAGCAGGCCCACAUCUUCAGCUCUUGCUUGCCUGCCGUUAGAAGCCUCCAGCAAGUCCUGUCGAUCCCAGGGCAGGGCUCUAUCUUCAUCUCUAAGACUCAAGGGCAGAAAGAGUAGGGAAGAUGUGGAAGUAGUUCUAGAGGGACUCUGCCUCACUGGACUCACCUUAGUAUCCGCAUCUGGGAGCCCCUGGGAGGUGUCGAAUUCUCCAAGUGAGGCUGCCUCUCUGGCCCUGUGUCUGCUGAGCUCCACUGCUGAGGCUGAUGACCAGGUACCAGUUCUCUCCCACUUGAUUGCACAGAUGCAAUCAGACAGAAGGAUCUGAAGCCCCACAUGAGGGGCCACUGCCCUCAUCCAGACACCAGGAGUGACUUGGACCUUCCCCUGCCCCUGAUAGGGGCUUUCUACUACCCUGCAAUGAGCAUCGCAGACCCAGCCUGCCUACAGUGUGGUGAGGGGCGGGGGGGGGCUAUCUCCACUUUCUGGAGGGGGAUAGUCCUGAGAGGAAUCGAGGUGCGAGAGAGAUAAGGGAGAUAAGGGACAGGCAUCAGCCAGGGGAACAGGCUAUGCAAAGGCCUUGCUGACAGACUCAUGCAGAUGGUUCAUAGCUGAGCCCUUAUCAUGAAGGACCAGCAGAGGAUCGGGGACUCUGUCUAUUUGUGAUUGUAGAUGAUGAUGAUGACUGCAUCCUCUCCAGUGAAGGGGUAGAUGGCUGAGAAGCCCGGUGCGGAGGUGGAGGAUCAGAACUCUAGGGAGUGGGUCUGAACAAGGGGAUGUUCUGUGGGCCCCUAGUCCCCUUCAGCUGGACAUUUCCUACAGUCUAGUUGCUCAUUUAAAAAUUAGCAUGCACCUAAUUUUUAAAUGAGCAACUAGACUGUCACCUCCCCUUGUAUUUUAAAUAAGCAGAGGUAUGGGGAUUCCAGGGGCUUAGAGUUGGCUCUAAAUUCUGUAGUGAACCUCCCUGCUCACGGGAUUCAAGGGUGAGGGGCCAGGGGCCGUGGGGUACCGCGGGAGCGGCAGUGGCUGCUUUCCUGGCGGAUUUUUCCAUGCCCAGGCCUCGCUGUGAGCGGGGUCUGGGUUAGGGGCGAGAGUCGCCGGACAAGAGAAGACCCAGGCCCCACAGGAGAACGCUGUUUGGUGGUGACCUGAAGACUCCUUCCUGGAGCAUGCAUGAGGGGUGUGGGUGAGAAUCAAGGUUCAGCCUACGACUCACGGCUGCGCCAGAAGGUGGCAGUGAAAAAGCUGUCGCGCCCCUUCCAGUCGCUGAUCCACGCGCGAAGGACCUACCGCGAGCUGCGGCUGCUCAAACACGUGAAGCACGAGAACGUCAUUGGGCUUCUGGACGUCUUCACACCAGCCACAUCCAUCGAGGACUUCAGCGAAGUGUACUUGGUGACCACCCUCAUGGGCGCCGACCUGAACAAUAUCGUUAAGUGCCAGGCGCUGAGCGAUGAGCAUGUCCAGUUCCUGGUUUACCAGCUGCUGCGUGGGCUGAAGUACAUACACUCGGCCGGGAUCAUCCACCGGGACCUGAAGCCCAGCAACGUGGCGGUGAACGAGGACUGCGAGCUCAGGAUCCUGGACUUUGGGCUGGCACGCCAGGCAGAUGAGGAGAUGACAGGAUACGUGGCCACACGCUGGUACCGGGCGCCCGAGAUCAUGCUCAAUUGGAUGCAUUACAAUCAGACAGUGGACAUCUGGUCUGUGGGUUGCAUCAUGGCCGAAUUGCUCCAGGGAAAAGCCCUCUUCCCAGGGAAUGACUACAUUGACCAGCUGAAGCGCAUCAUGGAAGUGGUGGGCACACCCAGCCCUGAGGUUCUGGCAAAGAUAUCCUCGGAGCAUGCCCGGACAUACAUCCAGUCCUUGCCCCCCAUGCCCCAGAAGGACCUCAGCAGCAUCUUUCAUGGAGCCAACCCCCUGGCUGUAGACCUUCUUGGAAGGAUGCUGGUGCUGGACAGUGACCAGAGGGUCAGUGCAGCUGAGGCACUGGCCCAUGCGUAUUUCAGCCAGUACCACGACCCAGAUGAUGAGCCAGAGGCUGAGCCCUAUGAUGAAAGCGUUGAGGCCACGGAGCGCACGGUGGAGGAGUGGAAGGAGCUCACUUACCAGGAAGUCCUCAGCUUCAAGCCCCCAGAGCCACCGCAGCCGAGUGGCAGCCUAGAGAUUGAGCAAUGAGGCGCUGCCCAGCAGCCACGCUCCAACACAUGGUCCUGAGCCUGGCCUUUUCCUCAGACCUGACCCUGCUCCUGGGACCCUUUGCCUUAAGGGGAAUCUAUACACACAUGAAUGCAGGAGUGUAGGCACAGGUGUCUGCCAUGUGUCGAGAGUCUGGGCAGAAGUGUCCCUGGGCCUACCUUAGUCCUCCCAUCCUCUCCAACCCAUCAGGCUCUCCCUCAGGAUCUCACUCUGUGGGAUCUGGGUGCCAUUGGGGAUGCCCCUGAGGAGUGUAACUCUCUCUCCAGAUCAGACUCAUAGGGUCUGCAAUGGGAUGAGGGUGAAUGGGCAGGGCCUCUGGAGACUCAGAGGGAGAGUUUCAGUAGUUAAGCUGCCCAACCUGUAAGUGGGGCACUGCCCUAGGAAUUGCUGAGCUGAGGCAGGGCCAGUGCCCCACCAGGAUGGGCAGGGUCUAGCUGAGGGGUGGCAGGGUGGAGACCACCACCAGAUGUCCAGUCCACAGCUGCUUGCAGCCCUGUGUUCGCCUGUGGCAUGUGUGCAGGAGUACGCACUCUUGUGUUCACAUGUCGGGACAUGUGCAAGUGUGUGCUUGUGUGUGAAUCUGUAGGUACCCGGGGCCUAGCAGCCGUGUCUGGCAAGAGGUGUGAGUUGGAGGAGUCACAGUGCUCACUGUCCUCCCCCAGUUCCAGAUUCCCAAGGGGUGUUGAGACCUUGGUAGGUACCAUGUUAGGGCUCUGGGGGCCCAGGGGCACCCCUGUGGGCAAAAGCUGGGGCUUUCUCCUUGGGCAGGGAGGCUUCAGCAAGUUCCGGAGGCCUGCAGGUACAGUGCCAGCUAGAAAGCUGAUGAGCAGGAGGUCUAGCCUUGAGCAGGCUAAAGCAGACAGUACACGGAUGCUGAUUUGGACACUCCUGUCCCUGGACCCUGGCCCAAAGCUGACAAGCCUUUGCCUGCUUCUACCUCUGCCCACUGUUGUGGCCCUACAGCAGGAGAUCAGGGUACUCAGGUCUGUGGGUCAGUCCUCAUCUUCCCUUCUCCCAGAAAGGAGCUGACCACGUAAACUCUGGGACAGGAUCCUGCUUGGAGAUCUGCUGGGGGUGUGGCUCCUCCCUGGAGAGGCAGUGACCUCUUGCCUCCAGGGACCCAGGAAGUUCUGGAUGUCAAGUGCCUGCACCCCCAGGGGUACACAAUAAAGGGGUUUCCUCUUGCUCA
Molecule: messenger RNA, 4195 nt
Organism: Marmota monax (woodchuck)
Lineage: Eukaryota; Metazoa; Chordata; Mammalia; Rodentia; Sciuridae
Gene: Mapk11
Product: mitogen-activated protein kinase 11
Exons: 12
Coding region: 1981-2985 (334 amino acids)
Biological process (GO): intracellular signal transduction; protein phosphorylation
Cellular component (GO): cytoplasm; nucleus
Molecular function (GO): ATP binding; MAP kinase activity
Source: RefSeq, a predicted model, not a curated record